Lontra canadensis (Northern American river otter) is the source of this 1655-nucleotide messenger RNA. It is a transcript of the gene NAT16, whose product is annotated as N-acetyltransferase 16 (putative). The record is from RefSeq and is a predicted model, not a curated record. Lineage: Eukaryota; Metazoa; Chordata; Mammalia; Carnivora; Mustelidae.
UCUGUCCCGCCUGCCCCCCCACACUCCCCACUCCUGGGAAGGGGCAGAGGAAAGACUGGGAAAAACCCUCCAGGACAGCCCCUAAUCCAUGGCUGUGGCUCUGGGGCACCCCCCAUGGCUCAUUGGUCUAUCUUCCUCAUCCCCUGCCUGUGCCCCAUUUCAUCUUGUCUCCCCCGCCUCUGUUCCCGAGGUCUCUAUUCUCUUUCUGACUCUUUUUCUGGCUCUCUCCUCCCCUUGACCCCUUCCCCCAUCGCGCACCGUGGGGAGAAGGGGGUGUGUCGCUGCUUUCUAUUUAUGGUCUCCCUGGGGAGGGGGUGCAUUGCUAGGACUUUUUUUUUUUUUGGCAUCUGCUUGGCCCAGAGUCACGAGGUGUUAUGUCUGUGUCUGGUAUCCGUGCCUCCUCCCACUCCCCUCUCCCAUCCUCUCCUGCCCCGCACCUCCCUGUCCGCCUUUGUCUCCUUCCUGCCUCCCCUCCUGUCCUUUUUGCUCUCUUCUUUGGGUGCUUUGUGUUGCUGCCGUCUCUUUGUCUCCGCCUCUCCGCUGUCUGCUCCCUCUACUCCCUGUUCCAGCUCCGAGAAGCUGUCGACCUCAAGGGCACCAAUAUUUCAGGGAAAUGAAAUUGGAAGCCAGGUGUGGUGCAGCCAGCUCAGAGGUCCCUAAGCCUGAAAACAAGGCCAAGUCAGAUGCCGAGCCACAUUCAGACGCCAAGGCCAAGCCCUUGGGGGCCAACCCCAGGUCCAGAUCCAGGCCUGACGCCAAGGCCAAGCCUUUGGUCUUCGUGGGCACAGAACGGGAGUUUGAGAAGGUGCUGGCCAUCUCGGGGGGCAUCUCCAGUGGCCUCGACUACUACGUUCCCAGCCACUACCACAGCCGGCUCCGGGAUUCCGACGGCACCGUGGUGCUGGCCAAGCGUAAAGGAGUGAUCGUUCUGGAGUCGGUGCCCUUGAUCGACGCCAGGGAGACCGUGCUGGUGGAGGGGCUGCGCGUGGCGCCCAGGGAGCGCGGCAAGGGCGUAGCGCGACAGCACCUGGGGGUCAGGGUGGCACGGCUCACGCGGGACAACCAGCUGGGCCCCCGUGAGCUGAUGAAAUACCGCCCCAUCACGCAGCAGGUGAGAAGGACCCCGGAAUCUGUUUCCCACCCUUCCCCUCCCCUCGGAGACCCAGGGCCCCACACCGACCUCGCCCCUCCUUGGGAUCCAGGCACAUAUUCAGAGGCACGCCUCCUGCUGUCGCCCUCCGCACAGCGCGACGAGCUUCCAGGAGGGACCAUCAUCCACGACUGGCAUCCCUACAGGCCGAGGGAAAGCAGCCCGCGCCGGCUGGCGGAAGGCCUGGAGUGGCGCGUGGACACCCGCGUGCUCACGCUGUGCACGCGCCCCUUUCCCAUCUCGCAUGGCGGUGACGGCACGUGGCACUACCUCAACAUCAGCGCCUUCGGCAGCGAUGACGCGCAGGUGCAGAGCCAGCUUUUGCGGCAUCUGCAGCGCCAGGCCCCGCGCCUCGCCGGCCUCAUCGUCAUGUGCCGGCUUUUCCUAGCGCCCCAGUUAUGGUCACAGCUGGCAGACUUCUGCCAGGCCGGCCGGGGGCUCGAGCCGGUCAAGGGUGAUACGGAGCAGCACCUGCUGGAGGCCGCCAUCUAAGGCGUGUCCUAUC